CCCAGCCAGCCGGUAGGAGGCGCUGCGUCCCACUAUUCCACUGAUCCUGCCCUCACGGUCACUCUGCUCAAACCUUGUUUGCGCAUGUUUUGCGCAAAGCCUUGUCUUGACUACCUCAACGAACUUGGUCUUUGAAAAGCUUUUCAAUACAUUUCGAGAGAAAUGGAUACAACACCUUUACAUACUUUUUCCGCUUUUAUGGAUUGUAAAAUAUAUAUGCUCGGUCAAUUGUGAAAAUUGGAUGAAAGCAGGGCAAUGGGCAAGCUCCAGUCCAAACAUGCCUCUAAACGCAGGGAGAGUCCAGAGGGUGGUAGUUUUGUUACAAACAUGCUCACGCGUCCAAAGGAUAUGGAGCGGAUGGAUAUCCCGAGGUACAAAAGUAAAUCCAAACAGGAACUGUGUGUAGGAGUUUUCUUGGAGCAUUCCCAACAGGGUCACGAUGGCAAACUGGAGGUGGCGUUACCUCCAGAGGGGACUCGUCCAGACCGGGCCCACGCGUGCCGUCUCCUAACCAGGAGACAGAGCCGGGCGAGGGCCAGCCGCGCCGGGGAAACAGAGUGUGGCCCAGCUGUGGAGGGGGAGGGGGAGGGGGAGGCAGCGCAGGAGUGGCUCUUCACUGUCUGUGACCUUGACAAGAGCGGCAAGGUCACCACACAGAACAUGUCCAGUCUCAUGCAUUCCAUCUGUGAGGUGAUGGAGUCAUCGGUCAAGCAGCCGUGCGACCCGAACGCAACCCUGAAUAUCAAACUAGUUGUAUCUCCAUCAUCAACAGCAGAGAAGAUCUCACAAACAUCAGGCUGUGGGCCGGGGGGUCAGGGGGCCGGCGGCCGGGCCACGAGCCCUUAUUGUGUGGACGAAAACGCAGAGCGCCGGAACCACUACCUGGAUCUAGCUGGCAUCGAGAACUACGCCUCCAAGUUUGACGAAGCAGCGUCCUGCUCCCCAGAGGCCGGUCAGGUCCCUUGCUCAGCUCCCCAGCGCCACCCUGUGGCCACCAGGGAGCACUGCAGCUCCUCCGCCCCUCAGAGGCGCGUCUCCUUCAGGGCUAGGACCAGGGAGCAGGGGGAGGAGCGGACCGGAGGAGGGGGCCUACGGUCCACCAGGGUCCACGGUCAUCAUCACCACCACCACCACCACCAGCCCCCUGCCACCUCGGGGCCCUGCCGCCUCGGGGCCCCGCCCUGCGCCCCCCCCCUGCUCCGGAGCCACAGCGGCAGGAGGCUCCGCUCCAGGGGACAGGACGCCGGCGGCACCCCCUCCCGACAGCCCUGUUGCCCGGCGCAGCACGCCGAGGGGGAGAGGGAGGCGCACCACGGCCCGCCUGCCGCCUGCUGUGGGGCCCCGGGGCCCCCAGCCCACAGGCACGAGCAUCACCAUCACCACGAACACCACCACCACCACCACCACCACUACGCCUCGUGACCCCGCAGGCCA
Gadus chalcogrammus (walleye pollock) is the source of this 1434-nucleotide messenger RNA. RefSeq names its product protein naked cuticle homolog 2. The record is from RefSeq and is a predicted model, not a curated record. Gene Ontology annotation, cellular component: cytoplasm. The coding region runs from base 256 to 1422 and encodes 388 amino acids. Gene Ontology annotation, biological process: negative regulation of Wnt signaling pathway. NCBI's taxonomy places the organism in Eukaryota, Metazoa, Chordata, Actinopteri, Gadiformes, Gadidae. The transcript has 9 exons.